Messenger RNA from Drosophila busckii, 1573 nucleotides. RefSeq lists its product as uncharacterized. The transcript is spliced from 5 exons. Gene Ontology annotation, cellular component: extracellular region. The coding region runs from base 435 to 1340 and encodes 301 amino acids. Gene Ontology annotation, biological process: mesoderm morphogenesis. Lineage: Eukaryota; Metazoa; Arthropoda; Insecta; Diptera; Drosophilidae. The record is from RefSeq and is a predicted model, not a curated record. Gene Ontology annotation, molecular function: growth factor activity; heparin binding.
GUUCUCACCCAGCUCUGGUCAGUGUCGAUCGGCAACGUAGCAAGAGCGCAUUUAUUUCUGAACAAGUCGAAUUAAGGAAUUUAAGACAAUAUCGGUACUAUCAGGUGGAUAAGUUGUUACAGUGUCUGUGUCCGCGCGAGUGUAUCUGUGUGUGUGUGUGUUGUUCUCAAAUUCUCUAUUGCUCAAGAGUGCAGUUGCCUGCGCGCGCACCAUAGAAAUUCUAUAAAAAUCCCUUUAAUCGGAGAAGCCUAACCACUGAUUGAGUGAAAAAGAGCCGAGGCAGCGCCACCAGCAGCACUUGGAGUUGUAAUACAUACAAAGUUUGAAAUUCGCUUAAGAGGAGUAAUCAAUCAACAGUCUACGACCGACAAAAGCACUUGUAUCCGGUUUGCUGGCCUGUGCAGUACAGUUUAGUGACUGGUUGCUUAGCCGAGAUGAAUCUCUUAUUAACAUCAGCACGCGCGCACACAGCCGCAUUGGCGCUGCUCCAAUUCGUGCUGGUCGCAUUGACGCUGAUGCCAACAUUGAUUUAUGGCCAUGCACAUCAUGGCGCUGGUAAAAAGACUGCCAUGCAGUUUGCCAAUGGUGCUCACUUGGUUAUGGAGACAGGAUCCGGCGAUGUGCUGGUUCGCGCUGCACGCGGUGCUCUGCCAGACGAGCCGGCAGUUGAAGCUGUUGCAGGUACAACGCCCACAACUGGUGGCGUCGCUGCCGGAAAUAAGCGUGUGAAAAACAAUAAUAGGAAAAAUAAAUCGCAAAAUCAAAUGCAGCAUGCUGCUGGCGGCAGUGGAGUCGGUGGAUCUGGUCGCAAGCCCGGAUAUAAGAAGCCUGCAGCUAAUAUUCCUGAUGAGCAGGUGCAGCAAAGCCAUCACACCAACGCCAAGCAGCAGCGACAAAUAAUCAAGCAUCAUCAUCAGCAGCAGCAACAAGAGCAUCAUCGCGCUGGCAAAAGGUCGGGACCCAAAUCAAAAUCAGCCGCUAAUGCAUCGACCUGUCGGUACGCGAAGGGCGCCUGGACGGAGUGUGAUGCCAAGACCAACAUACGGACGCGCACUUUAACCCUAAAGAAAGGCGAGCCCAACUGUCAGCCCACGCGGACCAUGCAGAAGAUGUGCAAGAAAGCUUGUCGUUAUGAAAAAGGUUUGUGGUCAGAAUGCAACGGUGGACAAAUGAAUCGUGAGGACAAAUUGAAAGCAUCGGAUGACGGAAGUCAACAGAACUGCAACGCCGUUCGCACCUCCACCAAGAAGUGCAAGCCUGGCGGUGGCCGUGCCAAAAAGGAACGCAAGCAUAAAGAGAAAGGUCCUGGUCCCACCCGCCGUACAUCGCCAGCGGCUUAACUUGGAGGCUCUACUGAGCUUGUGAAGGUCUCAAAGUGAGAGAAAAUUUCUUCAAGUAAAGUAUUUAGUAAGACCGCACAAAAACUAAAAAAUCAUAUUUGUAAUUCAUAAAUAUUGUUGACUAUCCGCAAAGGUCAAAGGAGCAAAUUGAAUAUAUACAAUACUGAUCUAUUUUGUAAACAGUUUUAAAAAGAAUUUUAUGAACUUGGUAUCAUUAAAAAACUUUAAGUGUA